Messenger RNA from Ochotona princeps (American pika), 1275 nucleotides. Its product is annotated as C-type lectin domain family 7 member A-like. The transcript is spliced from 8 exons. NCBI's taxonomy places the organism in Eukaryota, Metazoa, Chordata, Mammalia, Lagomorpha, Ochotonidae. Gene Ontology annotation, molecular function: (1->3)-beta-D-glucan binding. Bases 436 to 1275 code for a protein of 279 amino acids. The record is from RefSeq and is a predicted model, not a curated record. Gene Ontology annotation, biological process: cellular response to molecule of fungal origin.
UCCCUACUGCCUGUGUCAGCCAGGCCCUGGGCCAGGCUGCAACCAGGAGCUGGGAACUCAAUUCGUGUGUCCCAUGAGGGUGAGUGGUGGAAACUCAACUACUCGAUACAUCACUGUUGUCUACCCCAGCACUCUCAGGUCUGUAUCAUCAAGCAGCUGGAACACGGAGCAAGAGCAGAAACCUAAUUCUGGUACUCUUGUAAGAGAUGUGGGCAUCUUGACUUCCAGCUCAAAUCCACCAUCCAGCACAUUCUUUUCACUCACAUACUCAUAAUAUAUUUCCCGUAUGCAUCUUGAAUAACCAUUUUUUUUUCAUGACAGGUAUGUAAUGUACAGAUUUGGAAAGGAUGAAUAAGAAACUAACUUUGGAUAUCAAUAUAUUUCUGGAAUAAUUUCAUAGUGUUGCUUUUGUAUCACAGCGCAAUUAAUAUUAUAAUGAACAGAUUGAUAAAUCUUCUCGUACACACUGGCCCGACCGACGGAGAUCCCAGCGUAUGCAUUCACUGCCUAAGCUUUAAGUCAUCACAUUUUGUACCAGGCAUCAUCAAGAAUUCUGAAGAGCAAGUCUUGGUUGCAAGCAUCAGGAACACCCUUUAUUUCACAAGGAAAUAUACGUCUACAGAGAUCUCGUCACCUUCCUCUGAAAAAUCAGAAAUGGAAGAUCACAGGGUGACAUACACUGAGGUGAAAAUCCAGUCUCCGUCCCGUUCGCAGAGAACCCCUGGAAUGUCUGAAACCAAAAGCACCACCCGUUUUGAAUAUCCAGAUGUCUCUGCCUCAUUGCUGCCAUGGAAGUUAACAGCACUGGUUCUGAGUCUGGUCUGCCUGGGCCUGCUUUUGUCUGUUGGAAUCCUGGCCAAGCUGAUAGCAGAGAGCACUUCCAAAAAUCUCAAUUUUAGCCAGGAAAGAGAUCCAAAAGGAUUGAUUUCAGGAAAUUCAGAGAUUCAACAGCCAUCAACAAAAGUGUCGCGGUGUCAGCCCUGUGAUGAGAACUGGCAGCAGCAGGGCAAGUACUGCUACUCCUUUUCUAGAAAUCUGAUUCCAUGGAGAGAUUGUCAAAGCCACUGUUCAGCCUUACAUUCAAGCUUUCUUAAGUUUAAUGUGGAAAAAGAGCUGGAGUUUUUGGGAAGAUUGUCAAAAAGGGAAUGUUAUAAUAAUGAGAAGAACUUUGGGAUCAGUUUGUACUUCAAUAGCAGCCAGAUGAAGUGGGUUUGGCUGGAUGGCUCAGUUUUUAUGUUGGACAAUUUUGUCAUCCGGGUAAUUCUGGCCUUCUAG